Messenger RNA from Humulus lupulus (European hop), 2382 nucleotides. RefSeq lists its product as uncharacterized. The coding region runs from base 1 to 2382 and encodes 793 amino acids. Lineage: Eukaryota; Viridiplantae; Streptophyta; Magnoliopsida; Rosales; Cannabaceae. The record is from RefSeq and is a predicted model, not a curated record. The transcript is spliced from 7 exons.
AUGUCCAAUAAUAAUCAAGAAGAAGACAUAGCCGGAGAUUUUCGACAACCCACAGGUCUGAACCUCCAAAUGCAAGCAUUGUUAGGGGAGAUGAGGCGUAUGAUGAGGGCUGAAUUGGAACCUAUUCAUGAGAGGUUGGACAGGGUAGAAGCGGGAACUCCUAGGGAACAGCAACAGGACAACCCCAAUAGGCAACAAGGUGGGCGUGUUCCGUGGCGGAAUGUUGAGGAAGAGGCUGAGUCAGAGGAGUUUGAUGAGCCAUAUUUGAACCAGGGCAGGUUUGAGUCACGUAUGGGAAUAGAGAAGCUAGGAUGGAGGAGGAAUAGAGAGCCACCCGUGGACACUUGGGAGGAGAUGAAAAUUCUUAUGAGGAAGCGUUUUGUACCCAGCCACUAUUAUAGGAGAUUGUAUCAAAAGUUGCAGAGGUUAAAUCAAGGUUCCAAGAGUGUGGAUGAGUAUUACAAGGAGAUGGAGGUAGCUAUGAUCCGGGCUAAUGUAGAAGAGGACAGGGAAGCCACCAUGGCUAGGCUUUUGCAUGGUUUAAAUCGAGAGAUUGCAAAUAUAGUUGAGUUGCAGCACUAUGUUGAGCUGACGGAUAUGGUGCUUCAAGCCAUAAAGGUGGAGGAACAACUCAAACGGAAGGGAUUGGCUAGGAGGGGACAACCUAUGGCUACCACCAGCCUAUGGAAGACAACUCCAAAAAGGGACGAGCUGCUACAAAAUAAUCCAAAAUUUGAACUCUCGAAUGCCAAGCCAACGACCGCCACUACUUUAGGAGAGCUUGAGUCAGAGAAUGAGGAAGAAGUAGAUGAUGAUGCCAUGCCACCUUUGGAGGAUGCUGAUGAUGAGCAAAAUGCUGUGGUUGGAGAUUUAUUGGCAGCAAGGCGAGUUCUCAAUGUGCAGAUUAAGGAGGAAGAAAGUAACCAAAGGGAGAACUUAUUUCAUACUUGGUGCUUUGUAAAUAACAAAGUUUGUAGUGUCAUUAUCGAUGGAGGGAAUUGUACAAAUGUAGCCAGCACUUAUUUGGUGGAGAAAUUGGCCUUAACCACUUUGAAACAUCCUCACCCUUACCGGCUUCAGUGGCUGAAUGAUUGUGGCGAAAUCAAGGUGACAAGGCAAGCGUUGGUGGCGUUAUCCAUUGGCAAAUAUGAGGAUGAGGAGUUUGAAGAUGUCCUUCCCGAAGAGGUACCUUAUGGCUUACCUCCAAUUCGAGGGAUUGAACAUCAAAUUGAUUUUAUACUCGGUGCAUCCAUUCCAAACCGACCUGCUUAUAGGAGCAAUCCUGAGGAGACCAAGGAGCUUCAGAGGCAAGUAGAUGAAUUAUUGGAGAAGGGGUAUGUGCGUGAAAGCAUGAGUCCUUGUGCUGUUCCGGUGCUAUUAGUUCCUAAGAAGGAUGGAACAUGGAGGAUAUUAGAUGAUAUGUUGGAUGAAUUGCAUGGUUCUUGUGUCUUUACAAAAAUUGAUCUUAAGAGUGGAUAUCAUCAAAUUAGGAUGAAGGAAGGUGAUGAGUGGAAAACUACUUUUAAGACUAAAUAUGGUUUGUAUGAGUGUAAGAUCGAAAUUGAGGUGGACGAGGAAAAGGUGAAGGCAAUUCAAGAGUGGCCAAUGCCUACAACAAUCAGCCAAGUGAGGAGUUUCCAUGGCUUAGCUAGCUUCUAUAGAUGGUUUGUGCGUGAUUUUAGUAGCUUAGUCGCCCCUCUUAUUGAAGUCAUCAAGAAAAAUGUGCAGUUUAAGUGGGGGAAAGAACAAGAAAAGGCAUUUAAUCUGAUCAAAGAAAAGUUAACUAAUGCACCUUUGCUUGUUUUACCUAACUUUGCUAAAACUUUUGAAAUUGAGUGUGAUGCUUCAGGAAUAGGUAUUGGAGCUGUUUUGAUGCAAGAAGGGCGUCCAAUUGCUUAUUUCAGUGAAAAGUUGAAUGGGGCAGCCCUAAAUUAUCCCACUUAUGAUAAGGAGAUGUAUGCCUUGGUAAGGGCUUUGGAAAAUUGGCAGCACUAUCUAUGGCCAAAGGAAUUCGUGAUUCACACAGAUCAUGAAUCUUUGAAGCAUUUGAAAGGACAGCAAAGGUUGAACAAAUGCCAUGCCAAGUGGGUGGAAUUCAUUGAAAUAUUUCCUUACGUGAUCAGAUACAAGCAAGGUAAGGAAAAUGUGGUGGCUGAUGCAUUGUCCCGCAGGUAUGCUUUACUUUCCAUUCUAGAUACAAAAUUGCUUGGCAUUGAAUACAUUAAGGAUUUGUAUGCACAAGAUUCUGAUUUUGGUGAUGUGUUCAAUGCAUGUGAAAAGUGGCGUUUGGUUUACCUAGGAUUGAGGGGGAGAGAUUCAGUUUUUGUGGUGGUAGAUCGAUUUUCCAAGAUGGCACACUUCAUUGCAUGUCAUCAAAACUGA